Messenger RNA from Ceratitis capitata (Mediterranean fruit fly), 1039 nucleotides. It is a transcript of the gene Nubpl, whose product is annotated as iron-sulfur protein NUBPL. The coding region runs from base 86 to 970 and encodes 294 amino acids. Lineage: Eukaryota; Metazoa; Arthropoda; Insecta; Diptera; Tephritidae. Gene Ontology annotation, molecular function: 4 iron, 4 sulfur cluster binding; ATP-dependent FeS chaperone activity; ATP binding. The transcript is spliced from 3 exons. Gene Ontology annotation, biological process: iron-sulfur cluster assembly; mitochondrial respiratory chain complex I assembly. Gene Ontology annotation, cellular component: mitochondrion. The record is from RefSeq and is a predicted model, not a curated record.
UAUCGCUUAUCGCUGAUCUCCAAUUUAAGUCAGCUGUAUUUGUUUAUGUCUGUAAUUUUAGAUUUGAUUAUUCUUAAUAGGGAAAAUGUUGCGAUUUAGAUCUUUCCAGAUUUGUAAGCGCACACUAGCUACACAUCCGACACCAAAGCAACAAGAACUUAUGGCGCGUGGUUUACCUAAACGGGCGCCCUUGCCAGGCGUAACAGAUAUUGUAGUUGUAGCUUCCGGAAAAGGCGGUGUAGGAAAAUCUACUGUAGCUGUAAACCUUGCUGUUAGUCUCGCAAAUAUGGGGAAACGUGUUGGUUUAUUGGAUGCCGAUAUUUUUGGCCCAUCUAUACCACUUAUGAUGAAUAUACAUGAAGAGCCCUUGGUAGAUGAACAGAAUUUCAUGAUACCACCUGUCAAUUAUGGAGUUAAAUGCUUAUCAAUGGGAUUACUUGCAAAACAAAACGAUGCUAUAAUUUGGCGUGGGCCACUGGUAAUGUCUGCUGUGCAGAGGCUUUUAAAAGGUGCAGUUUGGGCUCCCAUAGAUAUACUAAUUGUCGAUACACCACCUGGCACUGGCGAUGUACAUCUCUCUCUUGCGCAAAACGUACCAAUUAGCGGCGUUUUAUUGGUUAGUACGCCACAAAAGGCAGCGCUUGAAGUCACCCUACGUGGCGCACAAAUGUACCGAAAGUUGGGUGUACCGAUUGUGGGUUUAGCGGAAAAUAUGGGUCAUGCCAUAUGUGGGAAUUGUCAGUCACGAAUGGAGAUUUUUAAAAAUGUUACCAACAUUUUCACAAAACAAAUCGACAUCAAAGUGUUAGCAUCCAUUCCUCUGGACGGAAAUAUUACGGAAGGUUGUGAUAACGGUAUACCUUCGGUAAUUAAAUAUGCGGAUACAGCAUACGCUAAAAGUUAUCGACAGCUAGGUGAAACUCUUGUGCGGACGCUAGAAACAAAAGGUUUAGUGAAUGAUAAACAGUAAGCAGUGAUGUUUUAUCUUAAAACUUGUUAAUUUAAUUAUAUUUAAAAAUAAAAAAAUAACUAUAACAAA